AUGACAACCCUGGAACACAUUAUUCAACACUGCAAAUGCGGUGAACAAGACAUGUCAGCACCCAAUGGAAUACUCCUGUCCCGUGCGAUGAAUUGCAUAGUUCAACGCCCGCUCGAGAGUUUGCUGUACGGCCUUGGCGUCUACUAUACAACAUACAUGCAAUAG
Messenger RNA from Plenodomus lingam JN3, 165 nucleotides. The record is from RefSeq and is a predicted model, not a curated record. NCBI's taxonomy places the organism in Eukaryota, Fungi, Ascomycota, Dothideomycetes, Pleosporales, Leptosphaeriaceae.